This is a messenger RNA of Apis florea (little honeybee), 899 nucleotides long. RefSeq names its product phospholipid scramblase 1. The record is from RefSeq and is a predicted model, not a curated record. Gene Ontology annotation, cellular component: plasma membrane. Gene Ontology annotation, molecular function: phospholipid scramblase activity. NCBI's taxonomy places the organism in Eukaryota, Metazoa, Arthropoda, Insecta, Hymenoptera, Apidae. Gene Ontology annotation, biological process: plasma membrane phospholipid scrambling.
AUGAAAGGCAACGAGCUUAACUCCUUCACAUCCAAGGCAUUGACCGGUUCACUUACCAAAAAAGAAGAGGAUUUCUAUUGCAUAGAAAUGCAAGAAAAUACGUUGCCCCCUGCAUCACCCCCUGUUCUCUCGAACACUAUCGUUAUCACGGUACAGCCACAAGGACAAAUUGAAGAAUUAAGAAGACCGAUACCUGUGAACACGUUGGAUUGGAUAUCGACUCCAAGAUCGCAGCUGACCGUACUCUCGGGAAGCCAUUUCUUGGCCAAUGUGGAACAAGUGGAAAUACAGCAGAUUGUUGAUUUAAGCACACUACUUGGUAAGUCGGAAAAAAGAUUCCAAUACAGAGUAAAAGUGCCGAAAGCUGAAACUCUAUUCUUGGCAAUGGAAGAAAAAACCGAGAGCCAGUCAGGCGAAUGGAAUUGUUGCAACUUGAUACGCGAUGAUCUUAUGUUAAAUGUCGUGGACCAAUCUGGCCAGACUGCAUUCGUCAUAAAUAUGGAUUCUAGCCUGACGUGUAUUUUCAAUAAAUUACACAGGAUGACGGUGAAGAGCAGAAAUUUAAUUGGCACGGUGGAAGAAAAUUUUAACAUAAUAGGUUCAAGUUUCACCGUGUACGAUGCUAUACGGAACAAACUUUGUAACAUAUAUGGUCCAAAUGUGUGCGGUUGUUGUAUGUAUCGAGAAGCACAGUUUCAGGUAAUUUCGAUUGAUGGUACUCAUCAAAUGGCAUCUCUUAUGCAUCAGUGGGACAAUAAUAUUCAUGAUUAUGUAUUAUUAAUUACAUUUCCUACGGAAAUGAACACAAAGCUUAAAAGUUUACUUCUCGCUGCAGCAUUCCUUUUGGAAUAUAUGUAUUUUGAACAAGUAAAAAGAUUAUCAUCUCGAAAUUAAUUGUC